Molecule: messenger RNA, 3282 nt
Organism: Paramormyrops kingsleyae
Lineage: Eukaryota; Metazoa; Chordata; Actinopteri; Osteoglossiformes; Mormyridae
Gene: lrsam1
Product: leucine rich repeat and sterile alpha motif containing 1
Cellular component (GO): cytoplasm
Molecular function (GO): protein binding
Source: RefSeq, a predicted model, not a curated record
UUCAAAGGUGUUCGGGGACGUAUCAUAUUGCGGUGUCAACACUGAAAACUUGAGAAACCAGAGAGAAGGAAGCAAAUUUCAGUAUUUCGGAUGAUCGUUCCGGGAACUUCAAUAAUAAUCCAGUACCUUCAAGACUCGGUAUGCUGGUUGAUUGCAGGCCCGGGGUGGCCGUAUGCUCUUAGAGUUCAGAUUGUUUUUCCGGGUCUUCUGGAUCUGUCAACUAACCAAGACCAGAAAGAGCGCCGUGACACCCCUCGGAGGUGAGGCGCCGAGGGGACAGACUGCGGGGGUUGAGACGCUCCGGCAUCUAAACUCAACAUGCCGCUGUUUUUCCGUAAGAAGAAGCCCAGCGAUGACUCCAAAAAACGCCUGGAGUAUCAGUUGUGCCUGUCUAAAGAGGCCGGGGCUGACGAUAUCUUGGACAUAUCGGCCUGUGAGCUGACAGAGGUGCCGUCCACAGCCCUUUCCAUAUGCAAGGUCCUGCAAAAGAAGGUCUUCAUCCUUCAUGGAAAUGAACUGAAAGCUCUCCUGCCCAAAGGAUGCUCCAUCACCUCACUGGCCACCCUCAAGGUUCUGGACCUCCAUGAGAACCAUCUGACAUCACUUCCAGAAGACAUUGGACAGCUGAAGAUGUUGCAGGUGCUCAAUGCUGAAAAGAACCAAAUCAAGGUACUCCCAGAAUCCAUUGGGGAUCUUCACCUUCUGCAGACGCUUAACAUGAAGAGUAACCUCCUGAGUGAGCUGCCCUCUACCUUGGGCGGCCUGUCUAGCCUGCGCACACUGGACAUCAGUGAGAACCAGGUGUGGGAGCUGCCCAUGGCGCUGGCACACAUUCGGACCCUGGAGUGCCUCACGCUGGAUGCCGCCCAGAUGACGUUCCCGCCCGUGUCCAUCUGCAGCGGGGGCACUGAGGACAUUCAGCGCUUCCUGUGUGCGGGGAUCGGUGUGGAAUACUGUCCCCCCUCUCAGUACCUCUUGCCAGUUCUGGAGAAUGAUAGGGGGCUGCUGGAGGAUGAUUGCGUGGAUGGGGAGCAGGACGCUUGGCAGAAUAAAUUCCAGGACUACGCCAAGAGGAAGGAGCAGAAGCAGCAGGAGAAGCUGGAGUUCGAGCGGCGGCUUGAGGAGGAGCAGCGGGAGCACGCGCAUCUCCUCCACCUCAACAACUUCCGCAAGGAUGACAUCCUGCAGUCAGUCAGGCAGGAGCAGGAGCGGCUGGAGCAGGGCGUGUCCCAACAGCAGAGGGCGCUAGAGGCUGAAAGGUUACGCCUGCUGGGACAGCUCAAGUUGGCAGAGAACAACCUCACCUGCCGCAUUGCACACCUGCUCCAGGAGAACAAGAGUCAGAAGAAGAGCAUGGAGUUCCUGCAGGCCCUGGAAGAGGACCGGAUACGUUUAGAGCAGCUAACCUCCAUCACCCAGGAGGAGGCCAACUCCCUACGCAAGAAAGAGGUGGCAGCCGCGAUGCAGCAGAUGCUGUCAGAGAGCUACUCAAUGCACCUCCUGCAGGAGGCGAACGAGGUCCGCAGGCACAACCUAGUGACAGAAGCGUGCAGGAGUUUGGAGAGUUUGGAUAAGAAGUUUGACCAGGUGCUGUCCCUGCAGCAGCUCGACAAAACCAAGGCCAUCGCUCAUAUUCUGCAAGAGGAGGAGAUGCAGAAGGCAGCGUUUCAGGCAUUGCAGCUACAGAAGGACAGCAUGCAUGGCUUCAUCAGGAGCCAGAUUAGGCUAAUAGAAGCUGAGUUAAUGCAGCUGACUAAACUGGAGGUAAAGCGACGCAAUCUGGAUACCGAGAAUUUGCAGGAGAUCCUGAGUGAGCAGCGGGUCGCCCUGACGGACCUGCUGCAGCAGCUUCUCAAACAGAAGGACCAGCGGGAGGUAGAACUCAGACACAUCCUGGCGGAGCUAGAGAUGAAGAGUGAGUCCAACCAACAGAACUACUGGAUGAUUCAGUACCAGAGGCUCCUGGAUGCCAAGCCGCUGUCACUGCGCAUGCAGGAGGCUGGAGUGGAGCAGGGGCUGGUGUCUCUGCUGUGCAAGCUGUCUGCGGAGCACUACCUCCCGGUGAUCGCUCACCACCGCCUGACCGCCGAGGCCCUACGUCACAUGACCACGGCCGAUCUGGCCAAGCUGGGAAUCAGAGAGGUUGGGAUCCAGAAGGCUCUUCUCAGCUGGUGCCGAACACAGGAAGUCUCUCCCGCUAAAGCUGCCCAGCCUGCAGAUGCAGGUGCCAGCCCCCUUGCACCCAGCGCCCCCCCCCUCCUGUCACCAGAAACCCAGGUGCUGCCGUGCCUCCCUGGCCAGGCGGUGGCGGAGGUCCCCUCGGCCCCCAAGCUCCAGGAUGAGGCACCCGGGAGCUCGGAGUGUGUUGUAUGCAUGGAGAUUCAGUCCCAGGUGGUCUUCUUGCCUUGCGGCCACGUGUGCUGCUGCCAGACGUGCAGCGAUGUCCUGCAGAGCUGCCCCCUCUGCCGCAGCCACAUCUCCCAGCGCGUCCGCAUCUACCACCACUAGGGGGCGUCACAUGUCCCCCACACAUGCUGCUUGCCAUUCUGCUAUGAGGAAACCGCUCGCCCAAAGAUGGAAUAACAAAACCCAGCAAGAUCUCAAACCCUGUGCCUUUACCCUAUCAUGCAUUAAUCUUGCUGACUGGUCAAUGUGAGUGAUUGACUUCCUAAUGAAGGUUUCGUGGUUUUGCUGGCCUGGUGAAUCCUGUAGCCUGGUUCCUGGCACUGCCCUUGCCACUCCUGGAUCUGGGUGGUGCUCCCCUUCUCAGCAGCAUAGGGUCCGUGGAGCACUUCAGACCUGAACUUACUGGGAUAGUAAGGCGCCCCCUGCUGGCUGCCUGUUGGAUGGUCAUCACAGCCGUUGGCCUGGCGAAUUCUCCCCCACAGCCACUGCUGUCACCUCUACACAUCUCAGAACUCGCAGGAAUUUUGCUCGUGUAAAGCUCCUGAGCUGUGUUUUUUACAUCCAUGGCUCAAGGUGUAGGAUGUUUCUGGUCAGUGUAUCAUAGACAUUUUCACAGGUGCAUAUUGCAUGGAAACCAUUCAACCGCAAUGAAAUAUUAAUCACAGUAAAUAAUGUUAGUCUCUGUCAGAUUACCGUAAUUGUCCAAGUGGUCCAGUCUCUCGUGUCGGUUAUUUCAACAGUGCCUGAUGAUGAAAUCUUUGAUGGUAUCAUACCGAACUCUGUCUUCUUAUUGAAUAUGCAAAUGGCCUCCUGAUUGAUAUGGUAUACACGUGAUUGGUUUCAGAAUAAAGUCUCUGUGUAGUGUGUUGUACAGUA